CAUAAGAAGCGUGUGCCUGUCACAGAAAUAGAGUUUACUUUUUCCAAGUUGUUGUGGAGAGGCAGGGUAUAAAUACAGCUAACUCUGGCUUGGACUAAGAGCCUUUUGCUUAAAAUCAGGGGGCGACUUCCCAAGACUUUGACUCCAACAAGGUCCCGGUCAGAUUGCACCAUCGAGCAAGGUAGAAAGGACACAGAGAAAACAGGUGUCGUCGUUUCUUUUGUUUUAGCUCUUUUUUCAAGUCAAGCACAGACACUCCCAGACCCAAGCCUAUUGCCAGUAUUUUCUCCGGAGCUAUCCCAAGAUGUCCUUUUUCAAACUCUUCAUGCGAUGGAUAUGGAUAUGGAUGUUGUCCUGGGAAAGCCUUCUCUUGUGGUUUCUGGAGCUCCCUCUCAAAAGUACAGCUCUGCCUCCAAUCCGGUACUCUCAUGCUGGGAUAUGUCCAAAUGAUAUGAACCCCAAUCUCUGGGUUGAUGCACAGAGCACCUGUGGGAGAGAGUGUGACGCUGACCUGGAAUGUGAGACUUUUGAGAAGUGUUGUCCUAAUGUCUGUGGAACACGAAGUUGUGUUGCAGCCCGGUACAUGGAUGUUAGAGGGAAGAAAGGACCGGUUGGGAUGCCCAGAGAAGCCACGUGUGACCGAUUCAUGUGCAUCCAGCAAGGUUCAGAGUGUGAUAUCUGGGAUGGGCAGCCUGUCUGCAAAUGCAAGGACAGGUGUGAAAAGGAGCCAAGUUUUACAUGUGCAUCUGAUGGGCUCACCUAUUACAACAAGUGUUACAUGGAUGCAGAAGCAUGCACCAAAGGCAUCACCCUUAAUAUAGUGACUUGUCGCUAUCAUCUCACCUGGCCAAACACCAGCCCUGUCCCAGCAGAGACUACAGCUCAACCCACAACUGCUUACUUGGAGACGACCAUCACAGACAUCCUUCCACCUGUUUUGAUCAACAACCCAGCCCAUCAGUCUGUCUAUGUAGGAGAAACUGUUAGCUUCCUUUGCGAUGUCACCGGGCGACCUAAACCAGAAAUCACUUGGGAGAAGGAGACUGAGAAUAAAGAGAAAAUAAUUAUGAGGCCUAACCAUGUCCAAGGAAAUAUUGUUGUCACCAAUAUUGCCCAGCUGGUAAUCUAUAACACACAACUACAAGAUGCAGGCAUUUAUACCUGCACAGCUAAAAACCUUGGUGGCACUUUAAGGGUUGAUUUUCCAUUGUCAGUCCUCCAAGGAGAAGCUACUUCUCCAGAAACAGCACAGAAUAAAACCCACUUUCCAACCAAUGAGUGCCUGAAGCAACCGGAUAGCGAAGACUGCGGAGAAGAGCAAACCAGAUGGUAUUACGAUGCGAAGAAAAACAACUGUUUUACUUUCAUUUACGGGAACUGUAAUAGCAACCUCAAUCAUUUUGAGACCUAUGAGAACUGUAUGUUGACAUGCAUGAAUGGCCCCAUCAACAUCUGCAACUUGCCAGCCCUGCAAGGUCACUGCAAAGCCUACGAGCCCCGGUGGGCAUACAACAGUUUGACGAAACAAUGCCAAUCUUUCAUUUAUGGAGGCUGCGGAGGCAACGAGAAUAAUUUUGAAAGCCGAGAGGCCUGUGAAGAAACAUGUCCUUUCCCUCGGGACGGGCUCUGCAAGGUUUGCAAGGCUUGCAAACCCCGGCAAAAGCUGGUGACCAGCUUCUGCAAAAGUGAUUUUGUUAUUCUUGGCCGUGUCACAGAACUGACAGAGGACCAAGAUUCUGGACAUGCCCUGGUGACAGUGGAGGAGAUUCUAAAGGAUGAGAAAAUGGGACUGCAAUUCCUGGGGAGGGAGCCUUUAGAAAUUACCUUGUUAAACAUGAACUGGAGCUGCCCAUGCCCUAACGUAACGGCAGCGGAGGGCCAGCUCAUCAUCAUGGGCGAGGUCUACAACGGAAUGGCUGUUUUACAGCCGGAUAGCUUUGUUGGGGCCUCAAGCGUCCGACGCGUUCGAAAACUCCGUGAGGUCAUCCACAAGAAAACCUGUGAGCUAUUAAAAGAGUUCUUGGGACUGCACUAAGUAGCUUGCUGGCUUUCGAGAUGUGUGCAUUAUAUAGUGCUAACAAUUGAUUGAUUUACCCUGAAAAUCCCUUUUGUAACUCCUGUUUGCUGAUAUAUGUUAUGCAUUACAUACGAAUGAAUGAAUGGUAUGUAGCAGGGAGGUGGUUGCCAUUUUGACAAGUGUUUUAAAAUAGCAGCAAACAGCAACUAGUCUUUAGAUUUCAAUCUAUCUAUUGCUCUAGAAAUGCCAUCUGGCGAUUAUCACUUACUAACAAUGCAGUUUUCAUCAUAUAAAAAUCAAUUUCACAGUGUUUGUCCAGAGCUAAAACAUGCACAUUCUCACCCUAAUGAUAAUAGCUCUAGUUUGGAAUAUAGAGAUGUUUGUGAAAAGCAUCUGAAAUGUAUCACCCUCUUAAGUAUAUUGCAAAAGAAUAUGUAAAUUAUUGCCUAUAUUUACGACA
This is a messenger RNA of Candoia aspera, 2477 nucleotides long. RefSeq names its product WAP, follistatin/kazal, immunoglobulin, kunitz and netrin domain containing 2 (gene WFIKKN2). The transcript is spliced from 2 exons. Lineage: Eukaryota; Metazoa; Chordata; Lepidosauria; Squamata; Candoiidae. The record is from RefSeq and is a predicted model, not a curated record. Gene Ontology annotation, cellular component: extracellular region. Gene Ontology annotation, molecular function: serine-type endopeptidase inhibitor activity; transforming growth factor beta binding; receptor antagonist activity. Gene Ontology annotation, biological process: transforming growth factor beta receptor signaling pathway. Bases 305 to 2035 code for a protein of 576 amino acids.